Messenger RNA from Camellia sinensis, 1526 nucleotides. The record is from RefSeq and is a predicted model, not a curated record. Lineage: Eukaryota; Viridiplantae; Streptophyta; Magnoliopsida; Ericales; Theaceae.
UUCUAUUGUGAAUAAACCAUUAUCUCUCAUUCAUAGUGAUGUUUGGGGACCUUUCUCUGCUUCUUCUUCUCCUAUUAAAUACUAUGUUCUUUUUAUUGAUGAUUUUAGUAAAUUCACUUGGAUCUAUCCUUUGUGCUACAAAAGUGAGGUGUUCUCUAAAUUUCAAGAGUUUAAAGUGUUUGUUGAAACUCAAUUUGAAACUACUCUUAAAAUUUUCAAAACUGAUGGUGGUGGUGAGUUCACUACUAAUUAAUUUGAAUCCUUUCUUAAAAAUCAUGGCAUUAUGCAUCAGCUUUCUUGUUCUCACACUCCUCCUCAAAAUGGAGUUGCAGAGAGGAAACAUAGACAUCUUAUCAGUACUACUAUUGCUCUUCUUCAUCAAUAAGCUCUUCCAUUGUCUUAUUGGCUUGAUGCCUUGGCUACAUCUGUUUUUCUUGUUAAUCGACUACCAAGUUCCAAAUUGCAAAAUAGAACUCUUUUGAGAUUUUGUUUCAGCAUGUUCCAGAUUUUACUUUUUUCAAAAGUUUUGGUUGUAGGUGUUUUCCUUGGGUCAAGCCAUACAACUCUCAUAAACUACAACCCAAUUCCAUACCUUGUAUCUUCAUUGGCUAUCAUCCAUCUAUCAAAGGUUAUAGAUGUCUGGAUCCUAUUACAGGUAAAAUUUAUGUAUCAAGACAUGUUGUCUUUGAUGAAACCUUAUUUCCUCUAGUCUCUCAUGUGCCAUCUUCUCUUUCCACUAGUUCUAUGCCUUCUUUUUCCCAGCUGUAUUCUUUCUUUUGGUCCUCUAAAUCUGUUCCUAGUCCAGCUCAGUCAGCUCAGUCUCAUCCUAGUUCAUCUCAGUCAGUUCAAUCUCCUCCUGUUCCUGCAGCUCAGUCUCCUACUGUUCCUAGCCCUUCUCAGUUUUUUUUGCCUCUGCCUGCCUUGGGUUCUGGUUCUAACCCACUCUCUAGCCCUGUGCCUGCUGUCGUCUCUCCUAUAAACCCAGCAAUCUGUCCUGCUACUUCUGCAACAGUCUGUCCUGCUCUUUCUGCAGCAGUGUCUUCUGCUAUUUCUCCUGUGCCUGCUCUACUCUCUCCUGUAGGUCCUGCACAUGCUUCUGUAUCUCCCUCAGCAGCUGCUAUUCAACCUUCUGUUCCAGUUCCUUCUUCUUCUUCCAUUCCUAUUGGCUCUCUUUUUAUUAAUCUCAGUGCCUUCUCUGGUUCAGGCCCAUCCCAUGUUCCUUCUCCUUCUCUUAAUAAACAUCCUAUGUUUACUAGAUCUAAAGCAUCUCACUUCUCUCUUUUUACUUCUUCUAUGGCUUCUCCUGAUCUCUCUCUUGUUGAACCUACUUCUCACACUGAGGCUCUUCAGACUCUAGAAUGGACUCAAGCUAUGAACGAGGAAUUUCAGGCUUUGCAUAAUCAGAAGACUUGGACUUUGGUCCUGCUUCCUUUACAUAAACAUGCUAUUGGCUGUUAAUGUGUUUUCCGCCUUAAGAAAAAUUCUGAUGGCACAGUUGCUCGUCAUAAAGCUCGCCUUGUUGCUAA